This is a messenger RNA of Talaromyces marneffei, 492 nucleotides long. RefSeq lists its product as uncharacterized. Bases 1 to 492 code for a protein of 163 amino acids. Gene Ontology annotation, molecular function: 2 iron, 2 sulfur cluster binding. The record is from RefSeq and is a predicted model, not a curated record. The transcript has 2 exons. NCBI's taxonomy places the organism in Eukaryota, Fungi, Ascomycota, Eurotiomycetes, Eurotiales, Trichocomaceae.
AUGAAUGCCUUCAUUGCAGCAUUCCAACUAGGAAAGACCUGGUACCGCGUCGGUCUUACUUCUGACUUUGCGGACAUAGCUGAAGGCGAAGAUAAUGGCUGCCAAUUGACGCCGAGCUGCAAAGCAUUCAAAAUCCCGAACAUAGUAGACCAGGAUGCGGUCGAAGCAACUUUAUCAGAGCUACCAAAGGAUCUAAAGGAUCAGGUUCUCAUUUUCAAAUAUAGAGGCAAGAUCCAUGCCAUUGAUCAUCAAUGCCCGCAUUCUUCGUUCCCGCUUUCGCAGGGAAACUUGUUCGAUAUUGAGGAUUUUGGAAUCAAGCUUAGUACUGGGAUUACAUGUCCCAAACAUGAAUGGUCCUUUGAUAUUACUUCCGGCCAAGCGGAUCGUGGGAAUUAUAAGUUGAAAGUUUGGGAAGUACAGCUGCGCGAUCAGCCGCAAUCUACUACCACUGAGAAGGAAGUUUGGGUGCGGAGGAAGCAGAGGAUAGGUUGA